This is a messenger RNA of Daphnia carinata, 1976 nucleotides long. RefSeq names its product prolow-density lipoprotein receptor-related protein 1-like. The record is from RefSeq and is a predicted model, not a curated record. Lineage: Eukaryota; Metazoa; Arthropoda; Branchiopoda; Diplostraca; Daphniidae. Gene Ontology annotation, molecular function: protein binding.
CGAGGCUAUCUGUACUGGACGGAUUGGGGCGACAAGGCGCACAUUGGCAAGGUUGGAUUGGGUGGUAGCCAACCACGGGUCAUAGUCAAUACAUCACUUGGCUGGCCGAAUGCGUUGGCCAUUUCCUACGAGACUAACGAAGUAUUUUGGGCGGACGCUCGUGAGGACUAUAUCGCCGUAGUAGAUUUGGAAGGCCGAAACCCACGUAUCGUCCUCAGCCGUGGAGAAAACACCAACGUGCGUCUCCACCACAUUUGUGCUCUUACAGUUUUCGAAGAUUCCAUCUACUGGACCGACUGGGAGACGAAAUCUGUGGAGAAAUGCCACAAAUACAACGGUGGCGAUCGAGAAACAAUUAUAACAACGAUUCACAGACCCAUGGACAUUCAAGUGUACCAUCCGUUACGACAAAGGCCGUUAGCGAAAAACCCUUGCGAAAACAAUGGCAAUUGUACAACGUUAUGCCUGUUGAAACCCGGCAGAGGUAGCCAGUGUGCUUGCCCUGAGAAUUUCAUCUUAGCCAGUGACGAUGUCUCUUGUCUCAAUAAUUGCUCGUCGUCGCAGUUUGUUGCGCCACCACUUACAAGUGCAUACCCUUCUGGUGGAAAUGUGACACUCAGGACGAUUGUGGGGAUCGGUCGGAUGAACCAGCCGAUUGUCCAGCAUUUACGUGUAUGCCCGGACAAUUCCAGUGUAGCAACGGCCACUGCAUUCACCCAUCGUUGCUCUGCAAUGGCGAAUCAGAUUGUGGCGAUGGAUCGGACGAAACUAAGUGCGAGAAGCACACCUGUCUUAGUUCGCAAUUCAAGUGCCGCGGCAAUGGAACGCUGUAGGAUCGUUGCAUCGAUUCAAAUCAACGCUGUGACGAUCAUAUCGAUUCCGUUGGGUGAAGACGAGAAAGAUUGCCCGCCCGUAACGUGUCCGUCCAAUCAGCAUCGGUGCCGCACCGCCAGCAAGUGCAUCCCAGCUGUUUGGGUCUGCGAUGCAGAUCACGACUGUCCCGAUGGAUCGGAUGAGCCAGCCAAUUGCACUCAACGCGUUUGUCCCGACAACCAUUUCCGUUGUCGAUCCGGCCGUUGUAUUCCUCUGACUUGGAAAUGUGACGGCGAUAAGGACUGUCCUGAAGGUGAAGAUGAACCCACCUCUUGCACGAAUCCCGACAUCCACACUUGCGAACCAACCUAUUUCAAGUGUGAAAACAACAAGUGUAUUCCUGGCCGGUGGCGUUGCGAUUACGAUAACGAUUGUGGCGAUGGAUCGGACGAAAAGGGUUGCACUCCACGAAACUGCAGCGAAUCGCAAUUCCAUUGUGGCGACGGCCGUUGUAUCCGCGGCACGUUGCAUUGCAACGGUGAGUUCAACUGCGACGAUCGAAGCGAUGAGGCCGACUGCAACACGACCUGCAGCGAAGGCGAGUUUCAGUGCGCCAAUCCGAAAUUCUGCAUCCAGGCAGACUGGCGUUGUGAUGGUGAUGUUGAUUGCGCCGAUUGUCCGAUGAAUUCCAUUGCAACACGACUUGCUCGCCGGACGAUUUCGCUUGUGCCAAUGGAGAAUGUACGUCACUCUUGUGGCGUUGCGAUGGCGAUAACGAUUGCAGCGACGGGUCGGAUGAAUCCAAGGAAAUGUGCGCUCAUCUGGGUUGCCCACCUGGCAAGUUUCGGUGUCGCAAUUUCCUCUGCAACCCCCAAACAGAAGUCUGCGACAAUUAUAAGGAUUGUAAAGACGGGUCCAGCAGAAUCGUAUAGAAGUAUCAGAUCAGUAAUCAGAAGAACCAGCAGUCUGUCAGGCACAAGGACUUUGUUUGCCGCAUCAAUUUCGAUGUCGAAGCGGCCACUGCAUUAAUGGGUCAAUGGCUUGCGAUGGGUUCAACGAUUGCGGUGACGGCAGUGACGAAGUCAAUUGCCGCAGUCCGUCGGUCUGCAGCUUCGGCAGAUGCUCUCAAUUGUGCGUAGAGAAAAAGGGAGGUAAUCACAGCU